Molecule: messenger RNA, 7319 nt
Organism: Lytechinus variegatus (green sea urchin)
Lineage: Eukaryota; Metazoa; Echinodermata; Echinoidea; Temnopleuroida; Toxopneustidae
Product: fibropellin-1-like
Exons: 39
Coding region: 182-5260 (1692 amino acids)
Molecular function (GO): calcium ion binding
Source: RefSeq, a predicted model, not a curated record
UUAUAAAUGAGUAUAUUUUACGUAUUGCACUCGCAAAGUUUUUGGGUGUGGACGUUCCGGUCAUAUUAACUUAAAACAAAAAUAUCUGUCGAAAAGUCUAAAUCAUUACUGUUCGAGAGUGAUGUGUACAUGAAGUAAUGUUCACGUUGAAAUAGUGUGUUUUCGUGUCAUUCGAUUGAACAUGGGGGUUCUCCUGAAAUUAUGGACUGGGUUACUAUUUUCGGCCAUUUUUCGCUGCGGAACGUUUAUCGCAGGAUACCCAUCCGGGCCACCAGACUCGGCGUGCUCAGAUCUUUUACCAGGACAUGUUGACAAUGCUGGUAACCAGAUUCAACCCCAACAAGGAACAGCAUCGCCAUACCUAAUCUUCAGAGGAAACCAGGAUAUAUAUGAUUUAGAUAAUCCUAUAACAGUGACGAUACUCCGGAACCCUGAUGUCCCUGGAUCCAUAAACUACAGGGGAUUUGCAAUGAAAGCGGUGGCAAAUGAUUCGGCAGAUGCCCCUGCCGUCGGAAUCUGGACAGGUCAUCCGGCUGGUUUCCGAUAUGGGAACUGCGCGAGUGACCCAAAUCGCAUGGUAACGCAUGCCUCUCCGGCUGAUAAAAGUGCCGACACGUUGACGGAAUUCUUGUGGAGAGCUGCUGAAAAUUAUGGAGAAAUUCGGUUUAUAUCCACGUUCGUUAUAGACCAUCAGACGUUUUACACAAACGUCCAGACAGCUAGUCUGUCUUUCAGGGAGGACCCCUGCUUAACAAGCAACCCUUGCUUAAAUGGAGGACUGUGUUCAGCCACAGUUCAGCCAGGACCUCCUGAAAAUGUCGUCUUUUCGUGUGCCUGCUCUGAUCCUUGGGAAGGAGACACGUGCCAAACACUAAUUGAGGGAUGCAGAGCCAAUCCUUGCGUUAACGGAGAUUGUACAGACGGCGGAGGUUCCAGCUAUACCUGCUUUUGUUAUACUGGUUGGACAGGUUUAAAUUGCGAUUCUGAACUCAACGAAUGCCUCUCAAGCCCUUGUGUGAACGGAGCUUGUGUGAACGAAGUUAAUGGAUAUACUUGUACUUGCCAAGAGGGAUGGGCAGGAACGCUAUGUAAUAUAGUUAAUAAUGGAUCAUGCUCAUCUAACCUGUGUCAAAACGAAGGUGUAUGCGUCGAUGCUCCAUUCGAUUACUACUCGUGUAAAUGUACCAAUGGAUAUUAUGGAAAUCACUGUGAAGUUGGACAGAAUGAUAUCGAAUACUUUGUAAACAAGUUUGAUGAGCUCCAGAGCCCCAAUUAUCCCCAGAGUUAUCCGAACGAUAUUGACCGCUUCUACACUGUACUGGUCCAUGGCGCUACGAACAUCAUCUUCACUAUUGUUGAACUUGAACUUGAAGAAAAUGUAGAUGAAUUAUCAUAUGGAUACGAUAGCUUCCUCGCAAGACCCCUAGGAACGUUUACAGGAAUCAUCGCAAACCAUAGAAAAGAUGUUCAAGGAGAUUUCGUCUGGUUCCGAUUAGUGACAGACGGGAGCAACCCCCAAUCGACAAACUAUGUUGGUUUCAGCAUCACAUAUGAAGCAGAUAUUGAUGACUGUGCAACUCACUUGUGUGAAAAUGGUGCUACGUGUGUUGAUGUUGGAGUAGGCGCCUAUAGGUGUGAUUGUACUGAUCAGUUCGAGGGCAUAUUCUGCCAAAAUAGUAUCGUGCCUAUGCCUUGUGCAAAUGACCCGUGCAAUGGCAACGGUGAUUGCCGCAAUGUCAAUAAUGUUUUUAACUGUGAUUGCUAUCCUGGAUAUCUUGGGCAGACCUGCAACAUUGCUGACCCAUGUUUUAACAACCCUUGUUUGAAUAACUGUGACUGUAGUGUCACCGCUACAUUUACACCCAGUUGUUUAUCUACUAACCCAUUCAUCACGGGCUCACUUUGUGAAAUCGUCCACCCAUGUAAUGAUCCACAACUCUGUGAGAAUGGUGGAACCUGUAAUCCAUCAGGAUCUUCAUUUUCAUGUUCUUGUCUUCAGGGAUUCAUUGGGGAUGUGUGCCAACAUGAUGACCCGUGUGAGCCGGUAAAUCCGUGUCAAAAUAGUGGAACAUGCAACCCUGCAAUGGACGGAUCCAGCUUUACGUGUGCUUGUAUUUUGUUCUGGGGAGGUUCAACGUGUACUGAACCAUUGGGAUGUGACAACGUGAAUUGUCAAAAUGGUGGGACGUGUAACAUUGAUCCAAUUAGUGGAAAUUUCGAUUCAUGUGACUGCACUCCGGAGUAUUAUGGGCCUUUCUGUUCCAAUGCAUUCCCAUGUACCAACCAGGGCACUGGCAGUGGUGUAUGCAAUGGACAAGGCACUUGUGAGAAUAUUGAAGUUGCUAGUGGAAUCUAUACUUAUCGAUGUACCUGCAACACUGGAUACGUAGGACUCACAUGCAGAUAUGAGGAUCCUUGUAGCGCAGUUAACGAUCCUUGUCAGAACAAUGGAGUUUGCUCUGUCAUGUUUCCUUCUUCUGAUCCUGAUGCUGCACCAAUUGCUUCAUGCUCGUGUCCCGUAAAUCUUUACUAUGGAGACAAUUGCCAAAAUGCUUAUCCUUGUACCAUUAAUCCAUGCUUAUCCGGAGGAACUUGUACAGACAUUGGACUUGUUGACUACGAUUGCAGUUGUACUAAUUCCUACAUUGGGGAACGAUGCCAAGCAGUUAAUCCGUGCAAUAGCAACCCAUGUUUGAACGGCGGUGCAUGUGAUGGAUCUGUGGUCUCUGGCACUACAACUGAAUACAGGUGUACUUGUAUAGGCUCAUGGACAGGUCAACGAUGCGAAAUUGGUGCUUGCUCACCAGUAAACCCGUGCAUGAAUGGAGCAACUUGUCAAUCAACGUCGAGCGGCACAUUUCAGUCAUGUCUUUGUCCGCCAGGGUAUACUGGGACGCGAUGCGAGACUGAGAUUCCAUGUUAUGACACCAGAAAUCCUUGUCAAAACAAUGCACCAUGUACAUCGACCGACCAAGACCAGAACUUUUUCUGCACGUGCUUUACUGGAUAUCUUGGACCUCUAUGCCAAUAUGAAUCCCCAUGCAAUGCCCAGCCGUGUGCAAAUAGUGGUACUUGCAAUGUGAUUGACAGAGGUGAUUUGCCGCCCAACUAUUCUUGUGACUGUCCCGAAGACUAUUACGGAACUAUGUGUCAAAUUCCCAAAUCGUGUCUCACUGAUCCCUGUCUAAACGGAGGGACAUGUAACCAGGUGACAAACACUGUACACACUUGUAAUUGCCUACCAGAGUACACCGGAAUGCGAUGUCAGUACGAUGACCCAUGCUUGGUGACACCUUGUGUAAACGGUGGGGCAUGUAGUCGGAUUGAUGACGGUCUCAACAGAAUUUGCAUUUGUACAGAUUCUUGGAUUGGAGAUGACUGUUCACUGGACGGCGGAUGCAAUCCCGAUAACCCGUGCGUAAAUGGGCAAUGUGUUUCGGACAGCUCUACCGGAAGUUUUGUUCGAUGUGAUUGUGAUCCUGGAUUUAUAGGCUCAGUCUGCCAAACCAUUGAUCCGUGUUUCAUCAACCCUUGUCAAAAUGACGGUCAGUGUAAUAUCGUUUCCACUAACGGAGCUCAACAUGUAUGUAUUUGUGCACUUUCAUGGACCGGUAACUCCUGCGAAAUACCUAGCGGUUGCAAUCCCAAUCCUUGCAAUGGAGAGACAUGUAUACACAACACUUUAACAGGAGAAUUAACGAGGUGUGACUGUCCUCUUUCACGUCUCGGUGACAAUUGUGAAUUUGUAAACCCUUGCAAUUCGAACCCAUGUCAGAACGGAGGUGUAUGUGAAGUUACGCCUGGGAUUGAACCACCUGUAUACCAGUGCUUGUGCCCGCAUGAAUGGGUAGGGAAUAACUGCCAAGAAGCCGGCGGAUGUCAAGGAACAGUUUGUCUGAAUUUGGGUACUUGCGUGUAUGAUUUCACUACCGGAGAACACAUUCGCUGUGAUUGCACGUCAUCAUAUACCGGUGCUAAUUGUCAAAUAGCGAGACCCUGUUCUACCGAUCCCUGUCAGAAUGGAGCAACUUGCAAUCCGAUGGGCGACAGUGAUUACUCUUGUACUUGUACUACAGAGUGGGUCGGGCGCCACUGCAAUAUUGAUAAUCCAUGUAUUCCAAAUCCUUGUCAAUAUGGAGGGACAUGCGAGCCUACAAAUCAAGGAACAUUUUCAUGCUCAUGCAGAGAUGGAUUCACUGGUACAAGAUGUGAAGAUGCUGAAUUGUGCCAGAGUCGUCCGUGUUUCAAUAAUGGACAAUGCAGCGUAAAUGAUGUGGGGACGGAGAUUAUAUGUGACUGUCCAAUUCUGUUCUCAGGACCCCUCUGUCAGGAUUCUGAUCAGUGUGCAAUAAAUCCUUGCCUCAAUGAUGGAAUAUGCCGACCGAAUGGAAAUACCUUCACAUGCCAAUGCCAGAACGAUUUCACGGGUGAAAUUUGCGAAACGCCAGUGUCUGUGGUGAGUUGCAACAAUGAAUGUAGCGGUAAUGGUGCCUGUAUUCCAGAUGCUGAUGGUAACUUUGUAAGGUGUCUGUGUUUUGCUGGAUUUACUGGACCACGGUGUGAGACUGCAGUGUCAGUUUGCGAUAGAGUAGAGUGCUUAAACGGAGGCAGCUGCUUCUCAACUGACAACAACGGUUUCAUUUGCUCGUGUGCUGGUGGGUUCAGAGGAACAUUGUGUGAAAUAGAAGAUGGUAAUACACAAAUUUGUACUGUGAAUACAUGCUUCGGCAGAGGAACGUGUGAUGAUUCUGGCAAUACUGUUAGAUGCGUAUGCGACGAGGGAUAUACAGGUCAAUUCUGCCAAACAACGGUUUCAUCGUCCCAGUGCAGUGGUUUUGUGUGUUUGAAUGGCGGGUCGUGCUUUCAAAGCACAAUUACUGGUGAAUUCAUUUGUACUUGUGUCUCUGGUUUUACGGGAGAUCGAUGCGAAAAUGAUACACGUCAAUGCAUUCCAAACCCUUGCCGAAGAGGUUUAUGCUCAACGACAGGGAAUGGAUACACAUGUAGCUGUUUCAAUGGCUUCACAGGAACAAAUUGUGACAUACCGACCACUACCAGUUGCUCACCAAACCCAUGUAAGAAUGGCGGAAGAUGUUCAAUCUCUUCCAAUCAACUUACACCAACAUGCACCUGUCCUUCCGGAUACACUGGCGAUGUUUGUGAAUUCGUUCCAGCAGGUGGACAUGCGACCAAUAUAAAAUCAUCAAGUUUGACUUUCCUGUUUUGUAUCAUCUCACUGCUGAUGGGUUUAUACCAGUGAUGCAUCAACACAAAUCUAGCCCCCAUAACACAUUACCCCGUAACCCCAUUUAGGAUCAAUCGUUACUUUGAAAGAACACUUCUGAGGAAACAAAAACUUGCAAAUGCACAUUUGGAAUAUGGGAUAUAGAUAAAGAUGCUUUUUAAAUUGUAAAUUAACUUUAUUUCAAAGUAAGACCAGUUAAAAUAUAUGGAAUAUAAUUAAAUAAAACUGUUUAAAUUCUGCACGUCUAAAUGAUAUUACUAUAGCCACUGGAUGAACAAGUCAGUGCCCUAUAUUUUGCCAUCUUCGUUUUACUCUUUAUAUUAUCAGAUUAGAAGCAUAUACUUAUGUCUUUCAGGAUGAAAAAAAAUAUACAUGUUUGUGUCAUUUCAUUUAUUUCCUGUACAUCUUACACUUCAUUAUUUCAUUCCUGUCAACAAUGAUGAUGCAAUUUGUUGAGACGUAUGUGUCUAUCCUUCAUUUUCCUUCAGGCACUGUUAUAUUCUUUUCCGCUUUAUAAUAAUAUUUAUCAUGUAGAAUUAGAUAGAUAUAUUUGAUAUUUUCUACCUCAGUAUUAUUCACCCCCUUUUUCUCUCCAUCUCUCUCUUAAAUUAUAUAUUUAUCUACUUUUUAUGCUCUAUAUUUCUCUUCUUUUUGUAUUUUUUUCUUUUUUCCUCCUUCUCUUUUACUAUGAAACAAUGUUACCUGGGUAUUAUUUUUUAUUCCUAGUCUGCAGCAUAAUCUAUAAAAAGAAUAAUUUGUACAAGAUGGCGUACUUCAGAAAGUAUACUCAGUGCCAUUAUUCAUAGUUUUAGGCAGAAUAUUUCCAUUUGUAGUAGAUCCUUGAUCCAAUAAACCAUUGAAAUUGGGGACAAACCUUCUUUCGUUUCAUCCAGUAAAGAUCAGGCCAGAUAGUAGAUAGAUAUUAUUUACUCUGCUACUAUGAGGAAGAAAAGAAGCCCAAUUACAAUUCCAUUCCAUUCCACUCAAAUUGAUGGAAAAACAUACAUCGGACCUCAAAGUUGUCAAAUUCCCCAUUAAAAAACUGACGAUAGACAACCUCUUAACAUGUAAUGUGAAAUCAAUUGAUUAUUUGGGAGCACUGCAGUUGGUGUCUAAUAAAUGAUUGCUAUCAUUAUACAUGGAAAUUAUUUCACUAUUAACUCACUGAAAAUGUUUAUUAUCAGUUUUAUGUGAUUUUAAGGAAAAACAUAAUUAUUAUAUUGUAUAUGAUGUUCUUAAGUUGUAUUACUAAUCUUUGUGGUGGCGGAUUCUUCUAUUUAUAAUGAAAUUAUACUGAGAGGAUUUUGAUGAAUCAAAUACAUCUUUUGCACAAGAUUGCUCUAUAUUAAAAUUUGUUGAGUAUACAUACAUGUUUUUAAAUUUUUGUAAUGAUUAUCACAGAAAGUUUAUCUUGUCAGCCGGAAAUGAAACUUUUCAUUCAAGCUCUAAAAAAUGUUAUACAAUAUUUAAUUACUUUAUUCUGUUUUGAAUUGGAUGAAGUCUAACAAAAAUGAAAAGGGAUUUACUCAGAUGUUUAAAAUGCAAUAGAUAUUUGAAUGGAACCCUAUUAGAAUGAUCGUGUCCACUUGUGUAAUGCAGCAACUAUAGGCUUUUCUUUAUUAUAGAUUUCUAUUAAAGCCCUGUAUAUUCUACUGCUUUGCUAAUACAUUUUAGUAUCUAUUUUAUCAGUCAACAAAUUGAAGUGCCUUUCGAUGUUUUUUCCCCAAUGUAACAAACAGUACUGUAAAUUGUAUAUCCUACAUAGCUAAGGUUAAGAGAGAAUGUUUAUUUUGCAGCAUAACUUAUCUGUUUACUUUCAUGUAAGUCAUUUUCAUCAGAUCCAAUCUUGAUCUGAAAUCUGCUGGUUUAUUUGUUUCGCAUUUGUGAAAUUAUACAGUUACAUCAAAAGUUGUUGCUUAUUUAUUGUUUAAAAAGCAGGGUCUUUCAUGUCAGUACUACAGAACAUAUGAAAUAAUAUAAGGCACACAAUGUCAACCAUGUAAACAAUGAAAAGAAGGAAAAGUUCUUAUGUAUUCUGAAAUAAAUGCAGAAUGAUAUCUUAAUUUAAAUCACA